Messenger RNA from Quercus lobata, 1126 nucleotides. RefSeq lists its product as uncharacterized. Bases 146 to 598 code for a protein of 150 amino acids. The record is from RefSeq and is a predicted model, not a curated record. The transcript has 6 exons. Lineage: Eukaryota; Viridiplantae; Streptophyta; Magnoliopsida; Fagales; Fagaceae.
ACAACAACGCAAUUUCCCUCUUUCUCUAUCUUUUUUCGCGCCAAGAGAUCCAAUCCUCACAACCAAACAGGCCUCUUCACAUUUCCCAGUAAUUCCAUUUUCCAUUUCCACUACCAAGCUUCUUCCUUUUUCCAGCACACAAGCAAUGGGAGCUCAAAAAAUCAAAACCCUUCCUCCAAAUCCACACUCCUUCGAAACCCUAUUCUCCUCAAUCCAUUCCCCACAGGAUUUCACCAAAUCGAUCUACUUUCUCUUCUUCAACUCGUCCCUAAACGCACGACUUCACCGAUCCGAUUUCGAAGCCAUGUACGGACUCUCUCAAACAUUUUUGUUUGAAGAUCUCGAUCGGCGAUUCAAGCAGCUCUUCGUCUUCGAUCGAAAUCAGGAAGCAAAGUGGGUCUCACCUUUGGUCCAUGGGAGUAGAGAACUCGGAAUAAAAAAAACAUUAGACGCCGUUGCAUUCCAGGGGAGGGUUUCAUAUAUUUUGGAAAGUCCGAGACAUAGAACGGUGCUCAUUUAUUUUAAGUACCAAUUGCAUGAUAAGAGCUUCACGGACUGCAAUUUUCCAAAAUCUAUUGACUUCCAUGGAUGCAAGUAACCCAUCUUCUUCAAGCCAUCAAUGGAAAUACCACGUCUUUCUAAGUUUCAGAGGUGAGGACACUCGCAAGAGUUUUACAGACCAUCUACACACUGCUUUGAAACAGGAGGGCGUCAUCACCUUUAGGGAUAAGGAAAAUGUUAAGAGAGGAAAACCUAUUUCACUUGAGCUUUUAAAAGCAAUAGAAGAAUCAUUGUUUGCUAUUGUGAUUCUCUCAAGAAGCUAUGCAUCCUCAACAUGGUGUUUUGAUGAACUUGUAAAGAUCAUGGAAUGCAGAAAAAAGAUAGGGCUAAUAGUUUUGCCCAUUUUUUAUGAUGUAGAUCCAUCUGUGGUACGCAAACUGUUGGGAAGUUAUGCAGAAGCCUUCAUUGAACAUGAAAAAAAUUUCAAAAAGAAUAUAAAUAAAGUUCACACCUGGAAAGCUACUUUGAUAGAAAUGGCCAAUCUCGCUUGAUUUUCUUUACCGGAUAGGGAGAAAAAUCUAUUAAAGGCCUAGUCCUAGAUCUUCAUAUGGUGACUGAAUUGGGU